Rhodamnia argentea is the source of this 1597-nucleotide messenger RNA. RefSeq names its product probable serine/threonine-protein kinase PBL7. Gene Ontology annotation, molecular function: protein kinase activity; ATP binding. Gene Ontology annotation, biological process: protein phosphorylation. The record is from RefSeq and is a predicted model, not a curated record. Bases 110 to 1351 code for a protein of 413 amino acids. Lineage: Eukaryota; Viridiplantae; Streptophyta; Magnoliopsida; Myrtales; Myrtaceae. The transcript has 6 exons.
AGCCAGCCCGAAAUCUUCUUUGACUCUCUCUCUCUCUCUCUCUCUCUCCCUGUGUUUCUACCUGGUUUUUUUUUGGGGGGGGGGUCCUUGUUCUGUUCCAAUUUCGCUGAUGGGUUGUUUUAGCUGCAAUGGGACAACGGUUCUGGAGGAAAACACCGACAACAAUUUCACAAAAGCAAAUGAUCAACCUCGUCCAGGAAAAGCCAAAAGCAGUCCUCGUGGAAGCAGAAAGGUUUUGGAUGUCAAGAAUGAGGACGUCACUAAGAGAAAACAGUCAAAUUCAGAGACAGAUGGAUUGGAUUCAAGUGAUAUCAGUAAGGAUGAGAAAACCAGCAGCACACAGGCUCAAACGUUUACUUUCAAUGAGCUCGCCGCUGCGACUGGCAAUUUUAGGUCGGACUGCUUUAUUGGGGAAGGAGGCUUUGGCAAAGUUUACAAAGGGCAUUUGGAGAAAAUUAAUCAGAUUGUAGCAAUCAAACAACUUGACAGAAAUGGACUUCAAGGCACCAAGGAAUUUGUUGUGGAAGUGGCAAUGUUAAGUCUAGUCGACCACCCUAAUCUUGUUAAAUUGAUCGGCUUUUGUGCUGAGAGGGAUCAGAGGCUAUUGGUUUAUGAAUACAUGCCAUUAGGAUCGUUGGACAAACAUUUGCAUGACCUUCCACCCAAUAGAAAGAGACUUGAUUGGAAUACGAGGAUGAAAAUUGCAGCCGGUGCAGCAAGAGGUCUUGAGUAUUUGCAUGACAAGUUGAAACCGCCUAUCAUAUACCGUGAUUUAAAAUGCUCGAAUAUCUUACUGGGCGAGGACUAUCAUCCUAAAUUAUCGGAUUUUGGCUUAGCUAAAGUGGGUCCAAGUGGGGACAAAACCCAUGUUUCUACGAGGGUUAUGGGGACAUACGGAUACUGCGCACCGGACUAUGCCAUGACAGGCCAAUUGACAUUCAAGUCAGAUAUCUACAGCUUUGGGGUUGUUCUUUUGGAGCUCAUCACGGGGAGAAAAGCAUUUGAUCCAACUAAAGAUCCCAAGGAGCAAAACCUUGUUGCAUGGGCGCGCCCCCUGUUCAGAGACAGGAAGAAAUUCUCGCUGAUGGCUGACCCAAUGCUUGAAGGCAGGUAUCCCGUGAGAGGAUUGUACCAAGUGCUGGCUAUUGCUGCAAUGUGUGUCCAAGAACAGCCUACUAUGCGACCUGCCAUAGCUGAUGUUGUAACUGCUUUAAGCUACCUUUCGUCCCAGCAAUAUGAUCCUAGUAGCCGCAACAUCCAAAACACUUGCAAGAAUCCUCAUUCUUCAAAAAUAAUGACCAAGAGCAGCGAGGACAUAAGCACAGGUCACAGAGGGCCCAUGGAGGGAUGAAGAAUUUGGAGAUGUCCAUAUGAGAAAACUACCCGGUUAUCGAUUUUCAGUUGUGCAGAUAACAGGUGGUAACAAUAUCAUAAUUAUUUGUUGUUUAGGUUCAAGGGAAUUGUUUCCCUUCGGCUUCGCAUCCAAUGUAGAUUGAGUCGAGUUCGGUUUUGUCUAAAGACGCCUUAUGGUAACAACAGGUUCCUAUGUUAAUUCAUUAUGAAUUCACUUCUAUCCUUCUGGUACUUUUAUCUUCAA